Molecule: messenger RNA, 4459 nt
Organism: Talpa occidentalis (Iberian mole)
Lineage: Eukaryota; Metazoa; Chordata; Mammalia; Eulipotyphla; Talpidae
Gene: TRAF3
Product: TNF receptor associated factor 3
Exons: 14
Coding region: 361-2070 (569 amino acids)
Biological process (GO): regulation of canonical NF-kappaB signal transduction; protein K63-linked ubiquitination; positive regulation of JNK cascade
Cellular component (GO): plasma membrane signaling receptor complex
Molecular function (GO): zinc ion binding; tumor necrosis factor receptor binding
Source: RefSeq, a predicted model, not a curated record
GCCGCGGCGGAGGACGCGCCCGGCGCCCCUGACGGCGAGCGCGGAGGCGGAUGAAGGAGCUGAGACCCUGAGAAGUCAUGCCACGUGGUUGAGGCCCAGAGCCGGCCAGCAGCAGGUCCAGGGCAGAAACCCGCUCCCCUCUGUCCCCCGAAGGACUCUUCCCGACAAGAGGUGAGGGCCCUCUGCACCCUGGGGUGGGGCUGACCCGUCCCCGCUCUCCCUGUUGGAGCCCCCCCGGCAUCGCUGUGUCUUCUGGCAGCUUAGGACACACAGUCACAUUAUCAUCAGCAUCAGCGUUGGGCUCUUCACCUUCACGCUGCUGGGGCUCCUUGUACCCCGAAUGCGCAGCGUCUCUUCACGAUGGAGUCGAGUAAAAAGAUGGACCCCGCUGGCACCCUGCAGGCCAACCCCCCGCUGCAGCUGCGCCCCGACCGGGGUGCGGCCAGCGCGGCCGUGCUCGUCCCGGAGCAGGGAGGCUACAAGGAGAGGUUCGUGAAGACGGUGGAGGACAAGUACAAGUGCGAGAAGUGCCGCCUGGUGCUGUGCAGCCCCAGGCAGACCGAGUGCGGACACCGCUUCUGCGAGACCUGCAUGGCCGCCCUGCUGAGCUCCUCCAGCCCCAAGUGCUCAGCAUGUCAAGAAUGCAUCGUUAAAGACAAGGUGUUUAAAGAUAAUUGCUGCAAGAGAGAGAUUCUGGCGCUUCAGAUAUUUUGCAGGAACGAGAGUCGAGGCUGCGCAGAGCAGCUCACGCUGGGGCAACUGCUGGUGCAUUUAAAGAACGACUGCCAGUUUGAAGAGCUUCCAUGUGUCCGUGCCGACUGCAAGGAGAGGGUGCUGCGGAGAGACCUGCGCGACCACGUGGACAAGGCCUGCAAGUACCGAGAGGCCACGUGCACGCACUGCAAAAGCCAGGUCCCCAUGGUCACGCUGCAGAAACACGAGGACACCGAGUGUCCCUGCGUGGUGGUGUCCUGCCCUCACAAGUGCAGCGUCCAGACGCUCCUGAGGCGCGAGUUGAGUGCACACUUGUCAGAGUGUGUCAAUGCCCCCAGCACCUGUAGUUUUAAGCGCUAUGGCUGCGUUUUUCAGGGGACCAACCAGCAGAUCAAGGCCCAUGAGGCCAGCUCUGCCGUGCAGCACGUCAACCUGCUGAAGGAGUGGAGCAGCUCCCUGGAGAAGAAGGUCUCCCUGCUGCAGAACGAGAGCGCGGAGAAGAAUAAGAGCAUCCAGAGCCUGCACAACCAGAUCUGCAGCUUUGAGGUCGAGAUCGAGAGGCAGAAGGAGACGCUGCGCAACAACGAGGCCAAAAUACUUCACCUACAGCGAGUGAUAGACAGCCAGGCGGAGAAGCUGAAAGAGCUGGACAAGGAGAUCCGCCCCUUCCGGCAGAACUGGGAGGAGGCCGACAGCAUGAAGAGCAGCGUGGAGUCCCUGCAGAACCGGGUGACCGAGCUGGAGAGCGUGGACAAGACUGCGGGGCAGGCCGCCAGGAACACAGGCCUGCUGGAGUCCCAGCUGAGCCGGCACGACCAGAUGCUGAGCGUGCACGACAUCCGCCUGGCCGACAUGGACCUGCGCUUCCAGGUGCUGGAGACCGCCAGCUACAACGGCGUGCUCAUCUGGAAGAUCCGCGACUACAAGCGGCGGAAGCAGGAGGCCGUCAUGGGGAAGACGCUGUCCCUCUACAGCCAGCCCUUCUACACGGGCUACUUCGGCUACAAGAUGUGCGCCCGCGUCUACCUGAACGGGGACGGCAUGGGCAAGGGCACGCACCUGUCGCUCUUCUUCGUCAUCAUGCGCGGCGAGUACGACGCGCUGCUGCCCUGGCCCUUCAAGCAGAAGGUGACGCUCAUGCUGAUGGACCAGGGCUCCUCCCGGCGCCACCUGGGCGACGCCUUCAAGCCGGACCCCAACAGCAGCAGCUUCAAGAAGCCCACCGGGGAGAUGAACAUCGCCUCCGGCUGCCCGGUCUUCGUGGCCCAGACCGUGCUGGAGAACGGGACCUAUAUCAAAGACGACACCAUCUUUAUUAAAGUCAUAGUGGAUACUUCGGACCUGCCCGACCCCUGAGGAGCCCAGAGCGGCGCGCGCAGAAGGCAGCUCCCGGGGGCGGAGCCGUUCCCCGCCGAGGGUCCUCGCGCUCAGGGGAGGCCCGGGGGGCGGAGGAGCGGCAGACGGUGGUCACGGGCCGGCGGAGGAGCCAUGCGUGAGGUCACACCUGGCACGUCUCCUAAUAGACUAGCAACACUUCACUCUGGAGAAUUAUUUAUCCUUCUGCCAGAUAAAUUCUGCUGUCAGAGAAGGUUUCCAUUUCCAUUUUCAAAGAGCUAGUUAACUAAGGUGGAAAACAUAGAUGCUAACCCAAAGGACCAUGAUUUUCUUCCUUAAAUUUGAACGCCAAAAAGAAAAACACACUCACUCACAUCUGGGGAUAGCUGGACAUGGCAGCAUGUUUAGUAAAAGAAGAAUUUAUGAGCUGAUAAUGCAAUUCUGAUAUAUUCAGUGCAAUCUUGUUUUAAAUAUAGUAUAUUGUCUAUUUUUAAGGCCUCAUCUGGUCUCUGUUUUAAUAAUUUGUUUGUCAGAAGACCCUGAAGUAUACCUAGGUCUUUUUUGAAAGUCUCUAAAUCCAAAAUCAUUUUUUUAAUUUAAAGUUCUACAGAUAACUGUUACUGCAGACAUUUUAUUUUAAAACGUCGAUAGACUGAUAUUUCUUGGAAGAAAAUGUAAAAUAUCAAACACUGGUUAUCACUUGUGAUAGGAAAGAAAAUAUUCAAUCUGUUGUUAUUUCUCGUUAGAAAUGUAACCUUCGGCACCCGCCGCCGUCGACGACACUGCCCCACGGCCGCUGGGAGGGACGCUCUUCGAUGCUGUGCAUCAGCUCAGAUUAUAAUUGUUUUCACCCUAAAAUAGGGCAUUAGUUGAACUUUGGAGUUCUAAACAAAACCCCGUAGGUCCCUAGGAUUCUGCCCCGUGUCCAGACAGUGACAACCCGGCCUCUGGCCUCGGGCCCAGGCGGCGGGGACCUGUCUGGCCGCGAGCGUGAGCGGCGCUGCAGGCCGCGGCCUUCCGGGCCCUCGGGACGCUGCUUCUCAGCCUUGCUUUGUGUUCACUGUGCUUCCAGGUAGCUUGACCAGACUCUGCUCCCGACCCCCAGACCUUUGUCUCACCGAGGGCCUCAGCCAGCUCUGGGCCCGCUGAGGGCAGGGCCCAUUGCCAGCUGCUGGGCCCCGGUUGUCACGUCGUCACGGCCCUCACGGCCCGGGGGCCCCAGAGGCCGGGCUGGGUCCUGCGCCCGCCCCAAGGUAGGUGUGGACAGGAGCUCCAGCCACCCACCCCCACCCGGGCGCAGGCCUGCCCCCAAGCAGAACCCUCCGAGCAUUCCAGAGACACGCUCGGGCCCCAGCCGCUGGCCUCCAGGCCCGCCCCUCCCUGGAAGGGCGCUCGGCUGGGGCCCAGCGUGGUUCUCAACUCACUGUUUACCUUCGCCGUGGCCCAGCUGUGAUUCGGAGCUGCCUCCCGUGCCCUGCUAUGCACCGCGCUCCCUGGGUGCUCUUUCCACCGAUGGGUGCUACACGUGACGGGUGCUUCCUCGGCUCAACCAAUGCGUGUGAACCACCGCAUCUGUGCCGCCCCCCAAAAGACCGCCCACGACCGGCCAGCGGGCCGCGACCGCCGACUGCUGCCUUUGGCUGCACUGGGCGGCGCCGGUGGUCCACGUGUGUCUGGUGCUCCAUCUGCCCUGGGUGUGCCUUCGCCCCAGUGCCUCCUGGCAGUGCCCUCCCCGCAGCUUCCAUUGUGACCACGUGCCAGGCCCCCAGUUCUGAGGCUCCAUUGUCUUCAUCUCGCUCCCUCCCUUUGCUCCCCGGCGGUGCUCUGAGGGCCCAGGACAGGUGAGUGUCCCCGCUCGGAGAAGGGGCUUCUGACCCGGCAGCUCCCUGAAACCCGUCACCUCCAGGGACGUCCCUGCGGCCUCCUGCCCCUUCAGCAAAGGAACUGACGGUUUGUCCAGGAUGAGCAACUGCUUGGUCCAGGGAAGUGGGGCUCGUCCCCACCUGGGGCGGGGUCGCAGUGGUGGCCCCGAGGAUGCACCCGUCCCUUGCAGGGCAGUUCUGCGAGUCCGGUGGGCGGGGGUGGGGGGGCGCCUGCCGACGGCCGCUGCGGCUACACUGCCCUGGCCUGGCCUCGGGGAGGCGGGCGCAACGCCGCCUUGCUUGGUGCUAGGCUGGUCCCUCCGCGGGGCCCCGGUGGCUGUGGAGGGGCAGCUGCGUGUGCGGGGCCCUUUCCUGCUGGUAGAAAAGAGACGCGACUCCCCACAGGACAGAGCUGUCCAGAACUUUAAAGAAAUGGGACCCAGCCUCUUGCAGGAUGAGGCCGGCCUCUUCCUCGUCCGCCUCAUGCUGGAAACGGCUCCCGACGUCGCCUGCGUCCUGCCCAGGGCCCAGUUGCUGUGGGGGCGGCG